Messenger RNA from Ochlerotatus camptorhynchus, 2796 nucleotides. RefSeq names its product sorting nexin 17 (gene Snx17). Gene Ontology annotation, molecular function: phosphatidylinositol binding. Gene Ontology annotation, cellular component: early endosome. Gene Ontology annotation, biological process: endocytic recycling; intracellular protein transport. The coding region runs from base 953 to 2428 and encodes 491 amino acids. NCBI's taxonomy places the organism in Eukaryota, Metazoa, Arthropoda, Insecta, Diptera, Culicidae. The record is from RefSeq and is a predicted model, not a curated record. The transcript has 6 exons.
UCAUCGUCGUUCAUUCGUGCUUGUUGUGCAAUGCAAUUCGUGCGUCGUGUUACGGUGUGUGGGGCGUAGAAAUAAGAAAAGUGUAGUGUAGUUAGUGUUUGAUGGUGGGGCUGUUUGUGGUGUGUAGGUUGAUAAUAAGCUGAAGGAAAAAAACAAGGCCCAACCAUUCGCAGACGGAUCAGCCGCAGCAGGUUUUUAAUUUGUUAAUUUGAGCACUUUCCUACGAAUUUACCAACAUCCGAAGGACUGAACGGUGCCGAACAAUCCAUCAAUGAAACGAUGCUGAACCUUUGAAGGAGAUCCGGUUGAAGGAAAAGCUGCAGAUUUGCAAAAGCCAAUAGUUACAAAAGGGUCGCUCUGAAAAAAGUCAUAAUUUAGUUUGUGUCGUCUAUCCUCACUCGAUCCUCCUGCCUACCAUUAUUAUCUACGAAGUGCGCUGCUGGCUGAUGGUAGUGGUAUAUAUUUGUGGCAAGUGUAGUGUCUCUCUGUUGUUUGUGCUCGGAACGACUCCGGUGGUGGAUACGUCGUCGCCAGUCUGUGAUUGAUACCUACAUGAUAACGCAAAACAACGACGGUCAGUCUUCUCAUCGUCCGAUUACCGAAGUGGAAGUGAGGAUUCUUCAGCAGUAAAGAAGAGUGACGAAUUGAGUGCAAUUUACAAUAUUGAAUAAAUACCGGGGCAAAGUAAGAAGGCGAAGAAAUAGUGACAUUUGAAUACCUUCGUGUAUGAGCGAUUACUAUCAUGUAGUGCAAAAAGGGGACACAGUCGUUCUAUUGUACAUUCGUGUCAAUUAUUAUCGCAACGAUUCAUUCACACAUAUCAAUCGACAAAACCUCACGCGGAGGACUUUCGGCCUCUCCCCCUCGAAACGGACGGUGUUAAUUGGUGACAGCUUCCGGCACUGAACCCUUCUCAUCGCGAGCGGAAUCGGUUCUGGGACCUGGAAACAGUAUGCAUUUCUCCAUUCCGGACACACAGGAGUUCGGUCCGGACAAUUCCGGAUCGUCGUUCACGGGCUUCAACAUUCACAUCAACGGUAGCUUCCACUGUUGCCUGCGGUACAAGCAGCUGCACAGCCUCCACGAGCAGCUGAAACGGUCACUACCCACGCUGGCACUGCCGAGCUUUCCACCCAAGAAGCUACUCCCACUGACGCCGAAUCAGAUCGAGCAGCGGCGGAUCAGCCUCGAGCGGUACAUUCAACUAGUCGGCCAAGAUCCAGUCCUAUGCCGCUCGGAGCUGCUCCGGGCGUUCCUGCUGAACGCCCAGCAAGAGUCCUCCUUCACCGAAUGCCGCGAGGUCAGCCUGGACGUGUUCCUCAUGAACGGCUACCGGAUACUGACGAAAGCCUUCACGACAGACUGCUCCAGCAAGGUGCUGGAAAAGGCCUGCUCCCUGAUUGAUCUACCCAAAGAAUACACGUACUAUUUUUCCCUCUAUCUGGUGCGCAACGAAACCAACGGUGACGUGGCCAUCAGCAAGAAGCUGAUGGACUUUGAGGCUCCCCACAUUUCGCAGAAACAGUGGGAGGACUGCAAGAUUGUGAUACGGACCAGCUACUGGGACGCAAACUACGAUCUGGAACUGAUGCGGGACCGGAUCGCGCUGAAUCUCCUCUACAUUCAGGCGCUGAGCGACGUCGAGCGAGGCUGGAUCCUGACCACUCGGGACCUGAACGAACAGCUGACCGAGCUGCAGGCCCGGGGGAACAAACGGGAGUAUCUGGAGAUUGUCCGCAAGCUGCCCCUGUAUGGGUGUUUGCAGUUCCCGCGGGUGUGCGUGGACUAUCCCCAACCGAACACGAUGGCCACGGUCAUCAUCGGUAAUCGGGAACUGAACCUGCUGACGCACUACGGCAAGAAAAUACAGGAAACCAAAUUCAAAGUGACGAGGAUCCGGUGCUGGCGGGUGACGACGAUCCACAAUAACGAAGAAAUCUCCUCCAACUCGUCGUCGGAGAGUCGAGGCGACCCAUCAAACAACCUGGAGCUGUCGUUCGAGUAUCUGAUGGCGAAGAAUCAGCUCAAGUGGAUCACGAUCUACAGCGAACAGUCGAUGCUUAUGUCCGUGUGCCUUCAGUCGAUCGUGGAUGAACUGCUCAAUCAGAAGAACGGAUCCGACAUCAACAACAUUCAGACUCAUCAAGCCGAAUUUGCUCCCCUUUCGUACAUACGGCGGGACGGUUCCAAUUAUUACAUCACCGAUUCCAGCUCAACCGAUACUCUGAGUAGCAUAAGUGACAGCAACAGUACAUCGAAUCAACCAUCCAACAAUGGCAGCGGCAACCACCCGACGACGAACAACGGUACCUCGUCGUCGUACAUCCGGCGGAAGCUGAAGGAGUUCAACACGACGGUCCGCUUCAAGAGCGGGAAAGACUCCGUCCACAAUGAAGCCUUCGAGUGGAUCGGAGACGAUGACCUGUAGAAGACAACAAUAAUGAUGCUCUCUCUCUCUCUCUGACUCCCUUCCUCAUCAGUCCUGAUGCAUUUAAGUUGUAUUGCAAUUGCAAUACAUACCUAAAUACCAACACUGCUACCAACCAACCAAGCCGGUUGCUUCAGCCUGAACAAUGUUUUAUUUUUUUUUUAUAACAAACACAUUCAAAACAUUUUUUAACCUGUUGUACAUUGUUUCCCCCUCUUCCUGUUUGUUUUAUUUAUCAUAUUAAGAGACUUUCGUCUUCUGCAUUAUGCGCAUGUAUUUAGUUGUAAAUUCAGAACAUUUUGUAAUUGUACCUUAUUAUAUAUGAUAAUCGAAAAACAAAAACAAUAUCUUCAUCAUUUAGAAGCAGA